Molecule: messenger RNA, 2950 nt
Organism: Gadus macrocephalus (Pacific cod)
Lineage: Eukaryota; Metazoa; Chordata; Actinopteri; Gadiformes; Gadidae
Product: E3 SUMO-protein ligase CBX4-like
Exons: 5
Coding region: 388-2154 (588 amino acids)
Biological process (GO): negative regulation of DNA-templated transcription
Source: RefSeq, a predicted model, not a curated record
CGAGCGAAGGAGACACACUGAGCGCGUCCCAGCCUCCCGAAACCUCCUCCUCCCGCCUCUCUGACGUCACGUCGAUGGCCAUUUGCAUGAAGGCUUUUUCUGCUGCAGCCUCCACCACUCCACUCCGCUCCGCUCGUGCGCAAACCGUCUCACACAGCCGCGGAGAGCCGACCCAUCCCGACCCAUCCCGACCGGGCCGAGUCAGAUCGAGACCGAAAGUGAGGGGGGAGAGUGAGAGACGACGCUAAACGAGGGUCCGUGGUUGCAUGAGGCUUUUUCUCCUUGAAGAGGAUCAGAAACACGGGCUGCAGCUGGUUCGACGGAUACCGCACGACCGAGCGAACCGAGGCAGUCCGCCCCCCCCCCCCCCCCCCCCCCCCAUCAGACAUGGAGCUGCCCGCCGCGGGGGAACACGUCUUUGCGGUGGAGAGCAUCGAGAAGAGGAGGAAUAGAAAGGGGAGGGUCGAAUACUUGGUCAAGUGGAGGGGAUGGUCUCCAAAGUACAACACCUGGGAACCAGAAGAAAACAUCUUGGACCCAAGACUCUUGGAUGCCUUCAAAGACAGAGAAGGGCAAGAUCAGCUGAUGGGAUAUCGCAAAAGAGGACCAAAGCCCAAACAUCUUUUAGUUCAGGUGCCAUCCUUCGCCCGGAGAUCCAGCAUCCUGUCUGAUCUUCAGGAGGCCUCCCUGAACGAGGACAGCUGUCAGAAGACGGCCCCCAUCCAUAUGCUGCACUCCCAGAGCCAGCAGUACCAGCUGAACAGCAAGAAGCACCACCAGUUUCUGCCACUGGGCAAGGACGCCGAGCUGCAGGCCAAUGGCAAGAAGAAGUUCUACUACCAGCUCAACAGCAAGAAGCACCACCCCUACCAGCCCGACCUCCGGAUGUACGAGGCCCCCCACCUGAAGCCCAGAGACGCUAAGGUUCCAGAGGUGGCUAACCAGGCCUGGAACCUUCCUCCGGCGUUGCAGCAAAAGUGGGUUCGAGACAAGGACUCCGGCUGCCUGACCAAGGUCAAGGACAUCACCAUGGAGCUGAAGAAACUCCCAGCGGAUCUCAAUGGACACAAGGAGCCGGAGAAAGUACAGCCCUCCGCUGAGAAAGACAAUCCGUCACCGCCGAGUUCUGUGAGCAACGGCAAGCUUAAGAUUGUCAAAAACAAAAACAAGAACGGACGGAUUGUUAUCGUCAUGAGCAAGUACAUGGAGAGCGGCAUGAAGACGGCAAAGAUAAAGAACGGGGACUCUAAAACGGUGGACGAGCCUACGCCCGACGAGGAGAGUAUCGACAACGAGGUCGAGAAGAUGAAACUCAUCAAGAAGCUCGGGCUCAUGAACGGAUUUGCAAAAAACCUCAAGGACAAACCCAAAGUUUCCCGUGCUGAGAACGGCCAUACAGAGACGGACCCGCCUCUUGAAGCAAAGGCCCGAGUGACGGAGCAGGAUAAGCAGGAGGAGGUCGGGGGUCAAACGCCUCCUCUAUUGGAUCAGCCUUUACAACUGACAACCGGAGCUAACCUGAUCACGGGGCGUGCGGACGAGGCGGUUCCCUGCCUGUCCGAGAGUGGACGGAGCCAUGAAGGACUCAAACGGCAGUCUUCUGCCAUGGACAAUGAGGACCAACCAGGAGGCAGUAAGAGAUUUUUGAGCUCCAGGAUAAGCACACCACACACGUUGUCGUCACCACCUCAGAGUGCAGUCGAAGACCAAAAUGCCUUUACCGCGGGUCAGUACGCCAACCGGGAAUACGGAUAUACCGAGCAAGAGGAACCCAUUGAUUUGAGCGUGGUGAGGAGCAGGCCUGAGGCUGUGAUCCAGACUGAACUCUGUACGGAGACUGAAACCGUAACACAAGCAGACACAGAAACACUGUCCGAGGCCCAGUCGCCCACACUUCCAGAGGAAACAUCAGAGAGCGACCCCACCUUGGAAACACAGAGCCACACUCUCAGCCCCAGUCAUAGUAAAGAGCAGCCCUUCCAGAGUCGUAGUAAAGAGGAGCCGUUCCAGAGUCAUAGUAAAGAGGAAUCGAUCCAGAGUCAUAGUGAAGAGGAGCCCUUCCCCACGUUCAAGCCUUUCCUGGGGAAUAUCGUCAUUACGGACAUUACCACUAACUGUCUCACUGUCACGUUUAAGGAGUAUGUGACGGCGUAGCACAACCCGUGAUUAAUUUGGCGUACCGACUACGAUGUGUAUAUUUGUCUUAUGUUGUACAUGCAAUAUAUGGUAUUUUUGGAUGCUUGAAUGUACAAAAGAGCAAUUAUGUUUCUUGUUUUUUUAACCGUCUUGCUUUACCUUGAUCCCUUGUUUGAAUGGUUGACAUUUAUGGUGAUUUCUUACACGCCUCGGCCGUUACUACUACUGGUGAUCUGAUCAUAUGCAGUAUCUGAUUUAAGCUCUUAUAACUGAAAGAAAGGUUUUUUGACCAAUCUUCUAUCAGCGAAUAAGCACUUACUCUUGUAAAUAAUCAACUUUUUAGGGUUUGAAUUACUUUGUCAUCAAUACACUCAAUUCUACAUCAAAAUGUGUGCGAAGAAUUUUGGAAGGACAAAUUCUAUGAAAGAAAAUGGUAAAAUACACUGUGUGUGUGUGUGUGUGUGUGUGUGUGUGUGUGUGUGUGUGUGUGUGUGUGUGUGUGUGUGUGUGUGUGUGUGUGUGUGUGUGUGUGUGUGUGUGUGUGUGUGUGUGUGUGUGUGUGUGUGUGUGUGUGUCACGACGUUAGCUGCGUCCGUGCGUGUGUGCGUGUCGUUUGGUGCGUUCGUUUGUGUGUCACAACACGAACCAGUGCAUACAGACGCACUGGUCGUUUAACAGAAAGCAUGCUGCCUGGACCUCUCAGGCGAUAGUUAGACAAGAUGAGGAACCCUGAGAACCAUGUUUAAUGUUAUUUGUCAUGAAAAAGAGUCAAUGGAAAUCGUUGCUUUAAGAUUAAAUAUAAAUGGGCAAGGUA